This is a messenger RNA of Mycena citricolor, 3140 nucleotides long. Lineage: Eukaryota; Fungi; Basidiomycota; Agaricomycetes; Agaricales; Mycenaceae. The record is from the annotation of a GenBank genome assembly.
CUCGUCGGUCCCAAUGCGACGAUUGAGUCAUUCGGAGUUGCAUUCUCAUUGGCUCACGAGUUGUAAGAUUCUUACGCGCGCUGAUGGUUUCGGUUUAACAAGGUCUAUAUAACGGCGUGAUGUUGCCUCCCUGCAGCCAGAGAACAUCAUCAAAUUAUGAGCGGGUUCAAUUUCGAAUACUCGUUUCAAGAUGAACGCAACCAGGAACAGAAUGGAGAAGUUUGGGGUACGUCAAUGAUUGGCGGAGAGCUGUCAGCGACUAAAUCUCUACCUCUAGAAUAUAAUCUCGCGAUAGACCCUCGGCAAACCCUUCUCACACCCUCACCAUUUUCCUCUCCUCAGAUACCUCAUAACUAUUCGCCACCACCCCUAUAUCCACUCGAGCCUUCCCCUUUCUGCGUGCAAGGAUCUUCGCAUCCUGAUAUCCCGCCUCUGAUGCCCGAACUCUCCCCUCAAAUUCCGCCCCCACAGAUACCUCCAGCGCGGCAAUGCUCGCACUGCGGGACGACAACUACCCCAGUCUGGCGUCGAGAUCCCACAACGUCUCUUCCUCUGUGCAACGCAUGCGGUGUGUAUCUGUCCCAGCGCUCGAAACACCGGCCGCAGCGCCUCGUCGAGCUCGGGCAGGCCGAGCAGCAGCAGAGCGGGUCGCCGGAAGAUGCCGCGCUGCCUGAGGACGCGCGGCAGUGCUCCCAUUGUGGUACGAGGCGGACGAGCACGUGGCGGAAGAAUUCGGAGGGAAUGAGACUGUGCAACGCAUGCGGGGUGUAUGAGCGCCUGCAUGGGCGAGAACGGCCGCUCGAGUUGAGGAAUGAUCGGGUCAGGCCCAGAGGAAGUAGAUGACGAGAAGUACAGCGUAUAUACCCAGCCACGUAAUAGUGUUCGAUGAUAUCCUCCUCUCAAUGUACAGACACGUCCACACCUUCUUGCACACGUCAGCACGUGAUCGCGAUCGACGUGACCAUUGGCGUGACAACACGUUUCCUCUCCGACCACGUACAGUCCUCGUUGUACGCUGGACGAGCACCGCAGUCUUGGUCUCGAACACCAUCAGUGGAGCUUGCAAGUCGCCGCGAAACCGACUGCUCUGCGUAGAUCCUCAUGUCGGCAACACGAUAUCAACGCAGAAGGGCGCCUCGUGGUGUACGCGUUGUUGUUUCAGCAGAUAAUCGAUAGUAUCGCUCCUACAAUGACGCUGCGUGGGAGAUGGCUGAGACUUCCUCGAUGCAACCGCUAGGCUUCGGUGCGUGUGCGGAGUGGAUUCGUCGCUUAGCUUUGCUUACGCGUGCUUAUAAGCCACGCCGUGUCUGGCCUCGUCUCCCUCAUCUUCAUUGUCUCCCUUCACCACCACACAUCUGUUUUUUCUGCCCACUUUAUCCGGUCUUAUCCACUUCUUCAUCUUCUCUUAACCGACCAUGAGCAAACUCAUCGGCAAGUCGCCCAAGGUGGCCGCCGCCGCCCCGUCCCCACCACCCUCGCCGUCCCCGACACCGUCCAAGUCGGGCUUCAAGAACCGCAUGGGAGGUGUCAUGCGCCGCACGUCGACGAUCCUCUCUCUACGUCGGUCGUCCUCGUCCAUCUCCAAGAACUCAGAGGGCCGCCGAUCCAGCGCUUCCCUGGCCAGUGCCGCGCCGCCAGUGAGCACCCCCGCCGCUGAUGCGACUCCCGUCCCGGCUCUGUCGUCGCCCCUCGUCGCGCCCGCCGCCGCCAAGCCCAUCACUGAUGGUCUAAUCACCGCCGAGCCUGAAUCCGCCGAGCCGGAGCCGCUUUCCUUGGAAGCGAUCGUGCCUGAGCCUGCAUCGGAGGUCGUGGAACCCACCGUCGAGGCCGUUGCACCUGUUCCCGCCGCUGAGCCGGCUCCGGUCCUUGCCGAGCCCGAGCCCGAACCCAUCGCCGUUGCCGAGCCUGAGCCCACCGCCGUCGCUGGGCCUGAACCCAUCGUGGAUGCCGAGUCCGAAGUUGUUGCAGUUGCGGAUUCGGCACCGAGCACGGUGCAGCCGACAGUCGAAGUGGAGCUCGCUCCGUCCUCGGAGCCCGAGGCUGUUCCAGCGAUCAUCCCAGCUGUCCACGAGUCGCCGAAGAACCCCAAGCGCCUGCACCCGCUGGCUGCGGCGGCGCAGUACUGGAUGCACCCGAGUCCCAUCGCCGAGUCGCCAGCACGGGAGGAGGCUGCGAACAGAGAAGAUUUGGCGACUAUUGAGCAGGUUCUGCCUGUUGCGGAGAUAGCCAAGGUGGAGGAGCCGCAGGUGGUCGAGCAGAUGAGCGCACCCCAGAUUUCCAACGAGGAUUCGUGGAUUGCCGUUUCUCCGGAAGCAGCGCCUGUUGUUUCAGAGGACGCGUCUGUGCAGCCAGAGCAACCAGUUGACGCUGUACCUGCUGCAUCGGAACCCACUGUCGAAGCCAUCCCCACCGAAGAGUCUCCUGCCGCCCUCGUCGAUACGACCGCCAAACUCCCUGAUUCUGUUCCAAAGCCCGCACCAGCCAUCGAUGAUCUCCCUUCUCAGCCGAUUAAAGCCGAAGUGGAUACCACCGCAGUCGCGCCAGAGCCCCGACCGGUGAUCGCUGCUGCAGCUCCUCCUUCCACUGUGAUCUUCGUGCCGACUUAUCCAGCUGAGCGGCCUGCUCCUGGAGGGGUCGCUGCAGGAAACACGACCCGAGCUGUCGCCAACUCCGGGACACCGAGGUCCUCUCACGGGACUCCGAGGCCCGAGCCGUUUGCGAUGUGCGUUGUUUCUGUCGGUCUUGGGAGACGACAUAUCAUUCAUUCCAGAUUCAGUGCGUUUGCCGGGGUGAUCAGCAACCUGUCCGGGAUGCUGCUCGGGUUCCUGCGCAAGUUGAUUGGGUGAAUUCACUUGAUGUCCGACACGACACGACACGAUACGUUUCGACGACCACACGAUUAUGCCGCAUCACCGAUUCCUUCUUCUUGUUCUCUAUAUGUAACUUCACAUUGUCACUCUGGCACCCUCAUCACACAUGCACGCAUUCUUUCACGCACACGCUUUCCGUGUAACCUUUCUUGUGUACCCCAUUCAUUCAUUCAUCAUUGUACCUGCCCCAGUACCUCCUUAUGUAUGUUGUUGUUUUUUUAUGCAGUAGCCACGUGUUAGAUUAGAUGUUACUUAUCGAAACCUGUUGCA